CAAUGAGACACCAGCCAAGACACACUCACACACUCACACACAGGCUGUGGGGUCAGAAGGAGCUUCCCAGCCACAGCUCCUCCUAAACCAGGUUACAUUGGCUGAACUCAUCCACUUUCUAACCAUCAGCUUCCAGCAGCCAGCCUGCACACCAACACACAACGUCAUUUUGGAAGAAGAUCUGAUCCUCCCAGGUUGUGAAGUAGCUAUUUUUUUUUUUUCACUUAUUCAGACUUUACUUUCAGCCUCCAGAGGUUGCUCCCAGUGAGCUGAACAUUCUGACAGUCUGGUUACUGUAACAUUGUAUCAUGAUCUGCACGUUGGGACAUCAGCCCCUGUGACCCUCCUCAGAGCCCACCUUGGAGAAGACUUGGACAUUUCAGUCACCUCAUCUUCACAACUUGGAACCCAGGCAGGACUGAGCUCUGUCUCUGCUAAGAAAGAGGAGAAAUUGAGGCUGCAAUCUGCUCUGGAAGGAUUUUUGUCUCAGUCUGUUUGCAGUAACUCAGAAGGAAAAGGGGGAGAAUCUCUGCCAGGAACCUGCGCUCUGCACCUCUGCCCAGGCUUGCUGAGUGAUCUUUCGGGGUGUUUCUGUUUUUUGGGGGACUUGGUAGCGUGCCCCCUCCUUGUGCCGGGGGUGACUUGGUGUCCCUCUCUGCCUGUCUCCGCAGUUUGGCCAGGGGGGAUGGGAGGAGGGGUCUGCAGAAGAUCCCUGGACUAGUAGUGGCUGCAUUGCACCUUCUUCUGCUAUCAUCUGGCAAUUAACCAAGGGACCCAGCUAGCCCAGACACAGCUAGCCCAGACACAGCCACAGCUAGCCCAGCCACAGCCAGCCCAGCCACAAAGCUUCUCUCUGGGAUUCACUGUCAUUGCACCAUGAGGUACAUCACAUCAGUCCUGGGCUAUCUGUAAGUAUCCCUCCUAACACCCAAUGUACCUACCGUACAGGGGGCUUCAUUUACUAAACACUGAAUUCUACUGAAUUGUAAAACUGAGACAAGAACCGAUCUGGGGAAAUUCUCCAAUCCAGUUACAGUCACCGUGUGGCUAUUUCAGUCUGAUUGUUACAAUAUGAUUUCUAUUUCACUACAAUCCGGAGUUUAGUAAAUACAGCCCAGUUUCUGUUUAGCGAUGUGUGCGAUAAUAUGCCUCCUAACCUGCCCCUCUUUAUCUCUUUACAGGUUGUUACACUUGUUUGUCAUCUGUUUACAAGCUCAGGUAAAUAUCAUUUAUUUAUACUUUUUAAAUGAAUCUCUAAAGGGACAGGGUUUUCGUUUGUUUGUUUUUUGCUGUUUUGCUUUGAAUUCCCCUCUGUUGCCCUGAAAAUGCUUUUCAACUUCCCCUCCCUAACAUGAGCAUGAAAUAGAAUCAUGCGAUAAACAAACAAACACACAAACAGAUAAACAAUGUUUCACAUAAAACACAACAAACACUCAGCGUACUCACAAGCUCCUUAGCUGUCUGCAAUCCCACAUCUGAUACAAUGUUAGCAGCCCCUAGUUAAACAGCGAGCUUGGGGUAUUGCUGAGUUACUCUGCACUCACACAUCUAAUAACUGCUCAAGGUCAAAGUGUUACAAUUACAAUUCUAGCAUUUUUUUUAGAAUGUUUAUUAUCUGCAUUGCAAAGAUAUAUAAAAUGUGAUUUUAGUGUCUGUGUAACACACAUCAUCUAAUUGCUGUUUAUUUUUCCCCCAUUAAUUGCUGUAAUGCAAUGAUAGUGUCAAAAGUGCAAACCUAAUAAAUUGGAAUUUUGUGUAAGGAAAACUGGAAAAAUAGAGAACAUCAGAUGGUUAACAGACUCACUCCACAUGCUCUGAUCAUCAGUGCUGGCACAAAUAUUUUACCAUAUUGCCCAGAUGCACAGAGAGUGGCCCCUUCUAAAAGAGAUACAGACAGUACACUGACUGCACACUUUAUCACAUAGGGGCUCACUCCCAGCCUGAAUCUUUGAUUUGACAUGGGGAUUCCAGCCAGGGCAGCCUUCUCACCCUUCCAGGUGGAACUAGUCUCCCCUUCCCAUUUGUUCAGAAUAUAUCUUUAUAAAUGUCACAGACAAGGGCAAUACUUUCAACUUAAAAUUUCAGCCAAAAGGGGAAUAAAUCUUCAUAAGGUUGGCAUGCUAACAGUUUGCCAAAUUUGUCACAGUAAGGACAGGCUUCUUUGAAGCAUAAAACAAGCUGUAUUGCUCUAUAGAAUGAAACAUAUCUACAGAUAUACUUUGAAACAACACACCUACAAAUAUACAAACAAACAUGAACAAGUUUAUGCUAGAUAAACAUAUUUUUGGUUUCUAAAUGUUAUGUAAUAUGUGACUAAGUCAUUUUUUUUUCUUUUGCUUAAUAUAUAUAUUUGUAUUACUAUAAUGCUAGUCUAAAUUGUUGGUUGUGUUAUAUGUAGUACAUAUAUAUAUAUAUAUAUAUAUAAAGAUAGAUCAAUGUAAAUAUAUAUAUAUUGCAAGCUAAUGUCUACAUGUUUCUAUAUUUAGUUUUUGAAUUUUAGUUCUGAUAUUGAUAUUAUUUGUCCAGAUUCCCCUAUACGAUAAAUCUAAUGCGAUUUCAAUCUGGCAAGCCUAACUAGGUUUCAAAUUUAGCUUUUAAUGCUCUAAGAUUUGAAUGUACUAAGGUACCUACACUUAUAUAUUCAAAUUAUUUUCCUUUCUCGCACCCACACAUUAAACUGUGUUGGCUGCCAUUUAGCUGUACAAUAUAUAUAUAUGUACAAUAUAAUAGCUUUUUUAUAUAUUUCCUAAAGGUAACUAUUCAGUCCCCACCUAAUUUUACACAGCAUGUGAGGGAGCAAAGCCUUGUGACAGAUCAACUGAGCCGUCGGCUCAUCCGGACCUACCAGUUGUACAGUCGGACCAGCGGCAAGCACGUGCAGGUUCUGGAUAACAAAAAAAUUAAUGCAAUGGCCGAAGAUGGCGACCCACAUGGUAAGAACACUUUUGGACAUUUACGGACAUGUUUGAAUAUGUCAUUGCAGUUGUGUAUAAUCUGUGGGUGCUGGGCAGCAGAACUUACAAUUUACUGUUAGAGAGUAUCUUUCAUCUGUCUGGUAUCAGGCUGGUGUUGGCAAGUGAGCUUACACUUUAGUGGUGUUGUCAAAGUUUAACACAAAUUUUACUUAUAUAACAUAGGGAUUUUGGAUAGUAAAGAAGUAACUAUUUUGAUUUUGUUUAUACGUGUAAACAUAUGAAUACUAUAGGCAUUAUGGCCACCCAAGAGUAGUGGGAGUUUCAGCGCAGGGCAUAUUUCUGUAUUUUAAGUUUCUAGACAAUCUAUUUGGGUGGCUAGUCAUUAAACAGUGAGUUGUGAGAACCAACUUGGAAAACGGAAGUCAAAACAGCUGAGUAAGAAAAAUUACUCCCCACCUUGUCUGAACUGAGAAUGUAUUGAACGUAGCUUUUUUAAGCUUUAUUCCACAAGUCGCUUGUCAAUGUGCGAUAAUUCACAUUUCAGUGAAUAGGCCCCUACUAAUAAAUGUUUGCAUUGGAUGGGAUUGCAAGGAACAUGUCAUAAUAUUAUUUGUAAGAUACUGACAUAAUGAAUGACACCAGUAUGCUCUUUUUAUCCUCCUCCCAUGAGUCAGCAACCCAUAAAGCUUACACUCUAAUUUUGGAGUUUGACAUAGAUAGAUAACUGCCCUGCUAGGAUUACAGUGAGGAUUAACUGUCUCAAAGGCCCAACCACCAGUUUGCUAUAUCUGUCUGUCUAUCUAUCUAUCUAUCUAUCUAUCUAUCUAUCUAUCUAUCUAUCUCAAUAUCUCUCUCUCUCUCUCUAUCUAUCUCAAUAUCUCUCUCUCUCUCUCUAUCAUCUAUCUAUCUAUCUAUCUAUCUAUCUCUAUCUCUCUCUCUCUCUCUAUCUAUCUAUCUAUCUAUCAUCUAUCUAUCUAUCUAUCUAUCUAUCUAUCUAUCUAUCUAUCUAUCUUCUCACUGUCUGCUCUGGGGGGGGUAGAUGGGGGGAGGAGAGUUGUACAAUGCAUAAAUAGAAAUGCAAUGUGUUGUUAAACUCCCUUUGGCACUAAUGGGGUUAAUUGUCUCAAUAGUUCAGGGUUAGCCAAGCACACGUUUUAGUGGUCAUUGCUUUGUUUGGCCUAAUUUUAACGCUUCGCUUGUAACUUUGCCUUUGAUAAAUGAAACAUGUUGGGGCUUUAUUUAACAAAGGCUUUCUGGUGCAAAACAGAUGCAAAAUGAGUGUAAAAAUUAGCACCACAUUUAUCAGAGAUGCUAAUUCCUGAAGGACAGUGGCUCUUUUAAAUGGUAGGUAAACGAGGUGCUUCAGUUGUACUGGAUGAGGUAAAGACCCCCCAGAGUUUCACAGAGAAUAGGUUUUAACAGGUAGUAGGAGAUAUAGUGAAAUACUUUCCAUUAUUUUCCCCUGUUAGUGUUUACAUCGAACUACGCAGUACAGGCCUUGUCAGACAAAGCUGUGUUUAAGGCUGCAGGCCUGUAACUGCAGGUGGGAUAAGCCAGGCCACAAAACAAAUUAUUUUAAUCAGAUUAGGAUAUUAAACAGAGACUUAAAAUCCAAUGUUUAUAAAAUAGUAGCGUAUCAACUAUUCUAAAAUUUGUGCUAGUAAAUUGCAACACAUUGACGUAGCUGUACAUAUGUCCCCCGCCCAUAAAUCUCAUUUAAUAUAGGGGUCCAUUCCCUAAACAGUGAGUUACGGCGAGGUGCCAACUGUCUUGUAAAAUUAAGACAAAAAUAUUCAAUACAAAUAAAUUGUCUAGCUCAACUUAAGUGUAGAUUUUUUUUAAUCUAAUUUGACUAUUUUAGUUUUUCAAGUUAAUUGUUGGCUCGCCAAACUGUUUAGCAGAUAAAGCACUUGGAACAGAACAGACAUAGAUUCUGGGUUUGCAUUUGGCUGUCUCUGUAGUUAGCUAAAGGGUACUUUUUAUUGAUAUAUUUAUAUGGUUUGUUUUUUUCACACUUGAGAAAAAUAUUAAUAACAAAGGAAAACAUUUGCCUUAAGCAAGUUCAAUGUGAGACAGUGGACACAGACAACCAGACAGAUGAGAAAAUUAUACAUACGCAGACGGUCUCAUACGACAUUGAUUCAUAAAAAAAGAAAAAAUGCAAUUCAGUCAAAAAUAGAGCUUUUUAACUGAAGAAGAAUAAUUUUUGAGGUAGUAAAGAUUCUGGGAUUUAUAAUGAAGAAACACACACUCACACAUACACACACAAACACACACACACACAGACAAAAGAAAUAUACAGGGAUAAGAGUAUGAUACUAAACAGAAAUAUAACAAGCAGUUUCUCAGAUGCAAAGGUUUAACAGAGUUGGAAGUCUGUAAAUGUUAAAAGGAGGUUCAAGAUUGUUCUAUAUAAAUCUCCAGAGAGACCCCCAUGUCUGGCAGAACCAUUAAAACUCUUAGUACUUUCACCUUUUUUAACAUUUCCUGAAUAGUUUCUCCUCUUUUCAGUCCAGUUUGGGGAUCAAAUGUGUCUCACUGCAUUUUUUCUGCAUUUACGUAGCUACUUUACUUCAAAGUUUUAGCAGAAAACAUAAUUUUACUGGGAUAAAGCUGUCACUACAGCAAAAAAGAAUAGAAUUGAAAAUGCUAUGCUUUCCAAAAAUUAAACUGGGAAAACUCGUGACCCCAGCUUAAAAAAUCUUCACCAAAAAAAAAGAACUUUAAUUUAGCAUCAUCUCAAACAAUGAGUAUCUUAAACAUAUUUUUUUUAAUUGCACUUUUUACAGCUGAAACUUGCUAUGUCACUUGUCGUAUCAUGCUCUACACAGGAUCAUUUAUUGGAUACAUUUCUUAAUCACAGUUAUUCUUACAUGUCCCUGUGUUAGGAGGCACAGUCAGUCUGGACCACCUCAAAGACACGUUAUAUCUGGCGAGCUGGCCUGCUUUUAUAUUUACAGAAUUUAUACUGUUUAAAUAUAUAUCUGGAUAUAAAGAGUAGAAAUAAAUUAGGAGUACUCAUAGGUAGACAGAUAUGUAGAUAGACAGACAUACAUGGAUGCAUGCAUUGUUUGCAUUGUAUGGUUUUAUUACAUUCUAGGAGUAUUUAAAACCAAUAUACUAAAAAAAAAAAAAAAAAAAGAUAUGGAAUUUUAGGCAUUAGUUGUCUAGACCAGUAUUUGUUUGUUCUCCAAUUGUUCUUCACUAAUGGGGUUUAUUACACUGAAAAUGCGAGGCUACAUUACUUGCACCAAACAAAACCUUUACCUUACCAUCUUCCGUCUGUCUGUAAGACAAUGUGUAAGAAGAAAUGAAUCAAUAUUCUGUGAACCUUUUACUGGAUUUCAAUGGAUUUUUCUUCAUUUCCCACCAAAAGGCCCAUAAGAGAUCCAUCCAUUUGCACAGUUAUUGAAUCGGAAGUAGAUUUGGAUCAGGUGGGGAAUUUAACCUAUUAUCUGUUAGAGGUGUGGGCAAUAAUGAUAAGACGUGGAUAUUUUAGAUAGAGGCGAAUUAAAGAAUUCAGAGUCUAAUCUCCAGUCUUUAUAUGCUUGUGUACAAAGAUUCGUGAUGUAAGCUAAGGUAGGCAAAAUUUCACAUUUUAAAUUUGGAGUUGCAAACUCUUUCUGUAAACAAAGAGGGUGGCAAUAAAUCUAUAAAGUAAAAUAAAUGUAAAAAAAUAAACAUUGUCUCAAUGAAAAAAAAAAAUAUUAGAUCAAUUUUAUUUUAGCGGUCUUAGUUUGGUAUUUUACCCAUGUUUAAUAUCAUACUUCUAUUUCUGGGUGUAUACAUUGUGACAGAAUACUACAUAGCAAUGUCUAUUGAGUCCACAUAUAUCUAUUGAUGUCCACACUCUGCAGGGGUUUGUCUUUUCAAUAAACAGGGCAUACUAGUGAUUGGAGAAUAACCUGUGAAAUAUAGUCUAAAAUAUAAGAGUUGGGAAAAAAAAUCGUUCAUUUUGCUCAGAUGUCUGCCUUUCGCCUUAAUUUACAAGUUUUGUUUCUAGUCGUCGUCGUGACCAUCAUGAUGUUCAAAUUAAAACAUACUAUGACAAAACAACGCAUAUCUAUCAGCGUAAAACAUAUUAACGACAGCAUGUUUUCAGUUAUUAUUUGAAUAGAUUUGAGUGAAAUUCUGCAUGCAGUUAUUAAUCAUUUAGAAUCUAUAUGGAUUAGGAAUACAUAUUAAUAUAAGGCGAGACCAGACGGAGAGUUUUGUAUGUGGGGGGAUGUCUAUUUUUUUUUCUGUUGUUUUUCUUUUCUCGAAAGUGCAUUGACCCAAAAUUUGCAUAGUCAGUCUGCGCGGCAAUCAAUAAGUAAAUCAAUAAGCCUCAACACACAAGGGUGAAAGAAAUUAAAGGGCAUUUGCUACCCUUUGUGUACUGUGUACUGAGCAAGCCAAUAAAAAAUACUUUAAAUUGCUACUCUCCCUAGUUCAACAAUUAAAAGUGGUAAGAAACUCCUCUUGUGUUCUGUAAUGACUGAAGGGGUUAAUAUUGACCUGCAUUUUAUGUACACAUAGAAACUCUCAUAGUAAACUGAUAGACACAAGUGUAGAAUUGGGAUAGGGAGUCUGAAGUAGUGAUUGACAGUUUGUUAUCUCUCUGUCUGGUACAAAUUUAACAUGUUUUAGCACAGAUGGUUUUGUCUGUCUGUCUAAUAAAUGACUAUCCUGAGCUAGUGCAGAUUCAUAUGUCUUUAUAAUAUGUAUUGGAGUUGGCAAUCCCAUAGGGUUAACAGGUCAAACCAUUGUUUCAUAAAUCAAAUCUUUUCAUUCUGCUACAAAAAAAAGGGCCUUUUCGGUAAAUAGAAACAAAAUUGCCAUCAUUUAAACCUGAAUUUAUCAUGGACAUUAACAUGGCGUUUCAAAGUUUUCAAAGCUGGACAUUACAAAUUGAUUGUGUCAUCUGUCCAAGACUGGAAGCAAAUAUAUGGAACAAAAAAUUUAUAUUUUGUCCGUAAUUGUAUAAAAUGUUUCCUGUGCUUUUCUUGAUUAAAGACCAGGUUACGUUACCAUGUGAGUGCCAGACGUUAUGCAAUGCAUUGUUUUGUAAGGCAUUGCGUAAUUCUGGCACAAUCUGAGUUUAACAUUUUUGUUCCAUUUACCAAUGCAAUGGUGCAAUGCUACAUAGAUAUUCAAAUAUUAAGGAACAAGUUGAAUGGCCCAGGAGGAUUGACAGACACUGGGGAAGCUGGAAGCCAUAGAGUUGAGGCUAAAAAAACCAGGGGAAGAUAGAUAAAAAGACAAAGGGGGAUCUGAAAGGGUUAGUUUGGCGAGACAUGGGUGAGCUUAGAAAACAUAGGGCAGCUUAGAAAACAAAACGAGAUCUAGAAGCACUGAUUUAGAAUCUCAAAACACAUUUUUAACAAAGUAUGGCAAUUGAAUAAUUAUUGUUCCGUAAGAAACACUUGUUUAGAUGUUCAUAUCUGGAUGUAGCAGGAUUAAAGAAGUAAUGAUUUGCUCUCUAAAUAACAUUUAUUGUGUGUCUUGCUAGUACUUUAAUAAAAUCACAGGGAAUUUCUGCAUGAACGUCCUCUUGAUUGGCACAGUUCACGUAUAUUGAACAUUUCCCUUUUCUCUCGAGUAAUACGUUUAUUUCUUUGUCCUUACAGCCAAGCUGAUUGUUGAAACGGACACAUUUGGAAGCAGAGUCCGCAUUAAAGGCGCAGAAACUGGCUUUUAUAUCUGCAUGAACAAAAAGGGAAAACUGAUCGGCAAGGUAAGGACAUUUUUUGGAGCAUGACAAAAUAUUGUCAUAUACAUGCUGGGACCAGAGGCCUGGAGACUCAUUUAAGUGUAAAGAGAAGUAAUUAGGCAGUUAUCGCAGCCGAGAGAAACAAAAAGGGUUUUCAUGAGGCUCUGAUUAAAACAUUUUUUAUUUUUUUAUAAUUUAAAUAAAAUUAGGGAAGAAAUAUAAGAAAGGUAAAGAGUAAAAAAAAAAACAAUAAUUGAUUAAAAGACAUAGGAGAAAAGGAAAGGGAAAAGGCUGACUAAAGAGGGAUAAAAGAGUCAAAAAGAAUAAAAGGUGGGAAGAAUAAAAGGGGUGUUUCAAAUUCCAUAUAUCUUAUUUAACAAAUAGCUAAACUGCUUUACUAUUCUGUGCGAUUACAUGGUACAACUAAAUGGAAUGUCCAGGCAGAGUUCAGACUGCUGCAUUAGUAAGCCCUGAAAUCUUCCCUUUAGUCAUGCUUUCCCUUUAACAACCAGUAAUAUUUCACAAGCUUCUUUCUCUCAACUUCAAUUUCAAGCCAUUGUCAGUCUUUAAAGAGAAACUGUCAUCAUUUUAAAUUUAAUUUAUAUUUAAAGUAGACAUUUGCAUGACUUAGAACUUACGCGUGUACGGUUUUGUAAAGCAAACGUAAAAGUAAAUAUUUUCCUACUUUCAGUGCAUCUAGUGGAUUUAUUUUGCUCUAUGGGGUGGCCAUCUUUAAGCCUCUUUGGUCAAAAGCACAGCUUAUCCAACCGCAGAUUGUGCUGGUAAUGAAGAGCAAGUGUGGGUUCACAAAACCUAAACUAUCAGCAAGCAAAGGGCCUCUCAAAAAUGCACUUAAAGAUGUUUUCAGACCUUCAAAUUAUGAAUGGAUUAAGCAGAUAAGCAGGGCCUCUAAUCCAAAAGUACUAAAGAUGGCCACCUCUAUGUAAUCAUUGCAAAAGAAGGCACAAUAAGGCUGUGUUACAAGCAAUCUUUGAUUUUCACUACCUUUAAAAAGACGUUGACCGUUUUCCUUUAUGAUGUCUGAUGAAAUGAGGAUAUUUAUCCCUUCUGAGCAAUGUAUUGGGCUGGGUGCGGAGAUUAAAAGUAAUCAAAGCUCAGACCACAGUUAGCUUUAUAUAUCUGAUUUAGACUUCCCUCGUUCAAGAUUAAUCGAUUCCAAGUACUAGUUAUCUGUAGCCUAGGUAAAAGUUACAGUUUGAUAUGUUUAGGAUUAACAUAACCUGGAUUUCUGGAGAAAUUAUUCAGGAACUGAAAAGUUUCGGCAAAAAUAACUAAAGUAGUAAAUUCUGGCUAUUCUUGCUAACUGGGCUAUUUUGACCUACAAAUGUUCGAUUCCUGUAUUAAUUUCACACAAUUUAGUGUUUAGUGAGUAAAUUAAUCAUUUACAAACCACCAACGUUUACUGCAGUGUUGUAUAAUGGGGUUUCUGCUCAAAGUUAUAAAACUGGUGUCUGUGUCAACUUUUUUGGGUGAUUUUACCUCUUAAAGUCAGAACGUUGCAACUACAUACCAAGAAGAAUGGAUGUAGCUGAACAACUGUGAGAAAUUCAUUAAACCUAUGUUUUAUCAACAAAAAGAAAGAAUGUACAAUUAAAUAUAACACCUCUCUGAAAUGUAAUAGGAUUCUUAGUGAAUAGCACAUACAUAUCUCUUCGGGUUUAGAAAUGUUACAGCUACGACAGAAGCUGUUCCAUUAUACACCUCAAGCAUGUUUAAUCAACUUUACUUAAUGCCAUGAUUUGCAUAAUGUACAAGGUGGCUAAUUCUUUAACCAAGUAGAUGUUGUUUUAAGUAUUUAAAAGUCAUGAUUCUUUUUCAAAAUGUAGUGUGUUCACUAAGCAGUGAGAGAUUUGCAAAAUUUAGACCAACACAAGAACUAUAACAUAUUAAACUGGCUGGGUUGGAGUUUUUUUUCCAAAUUUCAUCAAUUUCGUCCAAGUUAUACAAGUUAGUUGUCAAUUCAACCCAACUCUUUGUUAGUGAACACACCCCCUUAGUUAAGCAGAAUGAUAAUAUAAACUUGAUCUUUUCUCAUGAAAUGUAUCUGGAUCAUUGUUAUGUCAGCAAUGUUUGUUUUUGUUUGGUUUUUAUCUAAACACAUCAUCAUAAAAUAUAUACUAAUUAUAUCUUUUUCUUGGUAUGUCUGCAGACAAAUGGAAGAGGCAAAGAUUGUGUCUUCACCGAGAUUGUCCUCGAGAACAACUACACUGCUUUGCAAAAUGCCAAGUAUGAAGGCUGGUACAUGGCGUUCACACGAAGAGGCCGUCCUAGGAAAGGGUCCAAGACAAGGCAGCACCAACGGGAGGUUCAUUUUAUGAAGAGGUUGCCGAAGGGCCACCACACCACAGAACCUCAUAAACGUUUUGAGUUUAUUAAUUACCCUUUUAAUAGAAGGAGUAAAAGAACUCGAUACUCAGGCUCUCGGUAGGAACCGGACAAGAGUCACUUCCAUGUUCCAGAGACUUUUCAUACAGACUACUCUAUUCUAAUAUAAAAACGGACAAGUUGGACUCGCUGUUUUAUAUAUAAAUAUACAUAUAUAUUUUUUGGUUUUUACAGAAGAUGAUCUAUUUUUUUAUUUCUACAGACUUUUUUUUUUUUAAGAAAAAAAAACAAAAAAAGAAGAACUGUACGGACUUACAAAAACAAUGUGCGCUCUGCACAUAGAUCUUAGACUUUUCUUUAAAAAAAUAAAAUAAUAAUCUAGCAAACAACGUUGUAGGUGAAAGUGAAACCGAAACCUGGGACCAAAAGUGCUACUUACAGAUAAAAAACAUAACCAAAAACAAACAAACAAAAUACAGGUACCGAACAACUGAGGAAGAACCUUGCUCAUGGUUCUUAAUUUUCUACAUAAAUCUGUUGGGUAAAGGUUGUUUUAUUUUCUAUUUUUUUUUUUUUUUUUAUUAUGUAUGCUUUUGAUUAUUUUUAAGAGCUGCUUUUUUCACUCAUUCAAUUUCCUUAAUGGAAAUGUUGAAUUACCUGGUUGAAACAGGUUUUCAUGUCUAACAAAAAAAAUGUAAUUUUUUUUUAAAAUUAAAUAUAAAUAUUUCUGCCAACAAAGAGAAAUCACCUUCUUUGACACAAAAGACCUCAAGACUUGCAACUGCAUGUUGAUAAAACAAAGUGCAUCCCAGUGGUAGAAAACAGAUGUAAAAAUAGUGAUAAAAGUAAUAAUAAUAAUGGUAUUAUUUUUUUUAAACACUGUACAAAUGUCAGUUGCCUGGCAAGAUCUUUGUCCUUUUUUUUUGAGGAUAUGUGUACAUAUUAAUAUUAAUGAUGGGAAUAUUUAUU
This is a messenger RNA of Pelobates cultripes (western spadefoot toad), 11922 nucleotides long. Lineage: Eukaryota; Metazoa; Chordata; Amphibia; Anura; Pelobatidae. The record is from the annotation of a GenBank genome assembly.